AUGAGAUUCCACGUUUUUUUAUACAGCUUACCUUAUUUGGCUUGGGGAUGCAAGAAUUGCACGUCGAGCGUCGAGUUAGGUGAAAACGUAGAGCAGACCAUGCCUGUCACAUGUCACAUGAGCUUGUGCAGGUCACACGUCACAGGAGCCACAGCUUCAAGAUCAAUGUGGCUCUCUUCACGACGGGGGUUCGGUCGGUUUUCGUGGGCCAAAGAAACCUUGCAAGGUGAUGGUCGUGUAGCAGGGCUCCGAAAAGCCCCCCCGCAUCAUUUUGCCUCAUAA
Laccaria bicolor S238N-H82 is the source of this 282-nucleotide messenger RNA. RefSeq lists its product as uncharacterized. The coding region runs from base 1 to 282 and encodes 93 amino acids. The record is from RefSeq and is a predicted model, not a curated record. NCBI's taxonomy places the organism in Eukaryota, Fungi, Basidiomycota, Agaricomycetes, Agaricales, Hydnangiaceae. The transcript has a single exon.